Messenger RNA from Quercus robur (English oak), 1730 nucleotides. RefSeq lists its product as uncharacterized. NCBI's taxonomy places the organism in Eukaryota, Viridiplantae, Streptophyta, Magnoliopsida, Fagales, Fagaceae. The record is from RefSeq and is a predicted model, not a curated record. The transcript is spliced from 3 exons. The coding region runs from base 435 to 1730 and encodes 431 amino acids.
UUGCAGCUCUAGUACAAAUAUACAAUGUCUAAUUUGGCUAGAAAGAAAAUUAAGCGAAAAAAUGCACCAGGAAAUAGGUCUGACCUGGGAUGGGAACAUGGUGUUGAAGUAGGUUCAAGGCAAGUUCAAUGUAAUUAUUGCAAAGAAAUUCAUAGUGGGGGUAUAUAUAGGCUGAAGCAUCAUUUAGCUGGGACUAGGAAAAAUGUUUCAGCUUGUCCUAGUGUGCCAGAAAAGGUGAGGGAAAAAUUUGCGACUCUUUUGUAUGCCCAAUCUGAAGCAUCUAUAAAAAAUAAAAGGUGGUAUACUAUAGAAGAAGAGGAUGAUGGCAGUGAUGAUGAAUUAGUUGAAGUACAACAACUACAUUCAUCAAAAGGGAGGGGCAAACACAUAGGCUCCAUGGAUAAGUUUGUUACAAAAAAAAAAAGCAAGUAACAAUGAAUCGUGUGUUUAAAAAAGGAGAACGUGAUCUAGUGAUCCAACAAAUUGCUAGAUUCUUCUACACUAGUGCCAUCCCUUUUAAUUGUGUCAAAAAUCCGGAGUUUCUGCAAAUGAUUAAUAUGAUUUCAAGAUUUGGGAUUGGCCUCAAGCCUCCUUCCUAUCAUGAGAUUAGGGAGACAUGCUUGAAGAAAGAGGUAGAUUUUACACAACAAAUGCUUGAAGAAUAUAAGGUUGAAUGGAAAAAAACAGGUUGUUCAAUUAUGUCUAAUGGCUGGUCUGAUAAGAAAAGGAGAUCCAUUUGUAAUUUUUUGGUGAAUAGUCCCAAAGGAACCAUUUUCCUAUACUCUAUAGACACGUCUAACAUAUCUAAAACAGCUGAAAAAAUUUGUCAAAUGUUAGAUGAAGUUGUCGAUAGGGUUGGAGAGGAGAAUGUUGUGCAACUGGUGACUGACAAUGCUGCUAACUACAAACUAGCUGGAGAGAUGUUGAUGCAGAAGAGAAAGUGCUUGUUUUGGACUCCAUGUGCUGCCCAUUGCUUGGAUUUGAUGCUUGAGGAUUUUGAAAAAAAGAUUAAGGACCAUAAGUACACAAUUGCAAAGGGGAAGAAGAUUACAACGUUCAUAUAUUCUAGAGCUAUGCUUUUAAAUUGGUUGAGGGAUUUCACUAAAGGGAGGGAAUUAAUUAGACCCGUUGCCACUAGAUUUGCAACAUCAUAUUUGACAUUGUCAUGCCUUAAUGAGUUCAAAGGAGAAUUGAUGGCAAUGUUUUCUUCUGAACAAUGGAGGUGUAGUAAAUUUGCAAAAACAAAAGAAGGGAAAAGAAUUCAUGCCAUAGUUAUGGAUAACAAUGGCUUUUGGCGACUUGUUGUCAAAUGCUUGAAGGCCGCAAUACCCCUUUUAAAGGUACUUCGCAUGGUUGAUUCUGAUACACCUCCAAUGGGAUUCAUUUAUCAAGAAAUGGAAAAAGCAAAAGAAGAAAUACAGAAAAAUUUCAAUAAUGUUCAAAAGAGUUACAAAGAGAUAUGGGAUAUAAUUGAUGAUCGAUGGGAAAUGCAACUUCAUAGGCCUUUGCAUGCUGCGGGAUACUAUUUGAACCCUUCUAUUCAUUAUGAUCCUUCUUUUGAUCCGGGUUCAGAUAUUAAAUUAGGACUAUAUACGUGUCUUCAACGAAUGGUUCCAGAAGUUAGUGAUAGGAAAAAGAUAGAUAUGCAACUUGAAAAAUUCAAACAAGCAAAGGGACUCUUCGGUAUUGAAGCUGCCAUACUAGCCAGAGAUACUAAACAACCAAACUAA